AGAUAAAGCCACCUUUUAUAUUCUCCCAAUAAAGCCACUUCCUUAGUAACUCUUCUCUCUCUUUCUCUCUCUUCCUUCAGAUCUCAGUUUCUCUCUCUAAAAAACCGUUCCUAAAUUAAAAUUUUCUGCUAAAUGCAUCACAAAUGCCUAACCUUCAUAAAUUCAAGCUCUUAGCCACUCAAUGUUCCGUCGCCGGCAGUCCAACACGCAGCCCUACCACCAGCCCUGUUAUUCAUCUCCGCCGCCGCAAGACCCUCCGCAUGCUCCUAACUCGCCCUACGCAAGAUCCCCCCGACACCACCACCACCACCACCAGAGUCCGCCACAAGCUCAAGGACCUCUUCGUCUCCUCUCCAUCGCCGCCGCCAGCAGAAAACACCGCCGCCGCCAAGAGCUGCCGAGAAUUAGAACAGCAGCAACAGCUCCACCACCAUGAGCAGGACGGAUUUGUCUCCGGCGGCUCCGCUUUCGGCGUCAGGUUCCGCUCCGGAUCUCCACUCCGACGCAGCAGCGGCGCAGCUCUCCGGCCAAUAACAUCGGCGUUCCGGUACCGGUUACUCCGACGAGCAUGGCGACCGAUGUUAGUGACAAUUCCUGAGUAGUGUCAUGACUGUACGGAUAAGCUUAAUUCCGGAAUUUUUAUUUUUUUAUUUAUUUAUUUCAUUACUUAACUAGUUAACUUAAAUUUUUGAGAAAAAAAGAAACAGAAAAAAAAAAGAAAAAAAAAAAAAGAAAAGAAUAAUAUUCUCUGCUUGCUGCUAACGUGCUCCGCGUGCGUUUGUUAUAUCAUUAUGGGUGUGCUUAACGACUUAACGUAACUACAACGUUUGGCGCAUUUUUAUUUUUUAACAUUACGGUAGCAUCUAUACGACGCCGUAUUUGUUGGAAGUUGUACGUUUGACUAACGAUGCCCAACGGCUUCUUUUGUAUUCUUGUAAAUUUUUGUUUUGCGUGUAGAAGAUCAGAAGAAAAUGGCAUGCAAUGCAAUGCGAUAUUUUGAUUUUUGUUUUUUGA
This is a messenger RNA of Arachis ipaensis, 1014 nucleotides long. Lineage: Eukaryota; Viridiplantae; Streptophyta; Magnoliopsida; Fabales; Fabaceae. The record is from RefSeq and is a predicted model, not a curated record.